Molecule: messenger RNA, 711 nt
Organism: Cladocopium goreaui
Lineage: Eukaryota; Dinophyceae; Suessiales; Symbiodiniaceae
Source: the annotation of a GenBank genome assembly
GAAUGCUGGAUGGAAAGAGCGGUGGCAGCAUCCUCCAUCACAUUCGCGAGUUCAAUGAGCUGCCAGCUUUGCGCCGCAUGCGGGGCUUGCCACCCAUGACGUGCUCACCACCACCGGAGGUGCAGCUCAAAAACCUCAGACAGAAUCCCGUGAAGCCUCCUGAGGACCAAAAAGAGGGAACGCUAGCUGUUGCCAUCAUCAAGGAUGCGGAUGGCUACGAGAUUUGUUUGGUGAGCUCAGAGACCUACGACCAAGCCGUCAGGUUAGCCUACAAGCCGGAUGCCAAGAUCGAUUGGGAGUGGCGAGGAGAAGCAAUGGCCGGUCGCCGGUCUCCCACACCUGAUUUUAUGGUUGCUUGCAUUUGAUGCCCCAGCUGUGGUCAAGCAUGUGUGUUUUUCAUAUUUUUUUCUUGGUUUCUUAACCAUGUUUGGACCUGGAGUGGGCAGUGCGAGCCGCAAGCCGCAUGGCACGCCAGCUGCUUGGGUUGGGAGCGGAAAUUCAGAUGCCGCGAUCCAUCAAAUGAUGGGGUGUAAAGGUGGUCAGCCCACCUGUUCCGUUGCCUCUUGCAAGCUUUUCGGGCCGUGUCCCAUGUUCAAAUUCUUUAAAUAGAUACUCCAGCAGGAGUUGGGGCAGCAGCAAACCGUUCUGGGAACACAGGUUUCUUACCCAACCACCUCUUCAGCACAUGAUCGUGCUCACCCAGCCUUUGAG